UGUGGCCUAUCGAUCCUUUAGUCCCUCGGAAUUUGAGGCUAGAGGUGCCAGAAAAGUUACCACAGGGAUGAACACGAUUCAGACGUCCCAGGCUCUGUACGCUGCAGAGUCUAAGACGCGUAGGGCGACACACCUGGAUGCGGGGAAAUCUCGUCAGGAUUCGAGUACCAGGGCCCGAAUUAACGAUUCGAGUCGGAGUCUCCUAGCAAGGGACGG
Molecule: messenger RNA, 216 nt
Organism: Acaulospora colombiana
Lineage: Eukaryota; Fungi; Glomeromycota; Glomeromycetes; Diversisporales; Acaulosporaceae
Source: the annotation of a GenBank genome assembly